GAAACAUCAAACAAGAGCAUGCAAACGGAGCUGAUCUUUGAUCGGUAUAAAAGAUCUCCCAUCCUGUGUACCGACCUAUCAAUACGUUCACAAUGGCCAUCUGGAUAGCUUGUUCUACACUCCUGCUGGCUGUCCUCUCGGUGGUCAGCGCCGGCGGGCAAUACUGUAGCAGCGAUCUUUGCCCGCGCGGUGGUCCACACGUUGGCUGCAAUCCACCCAGCUCCUCGGGCGGACCAACGUGCCAGGGCAAGCAGAAAGCACGGAAAGUGCUGCUAACACCGGCCCUGCAAGCCUACAUCAUGGACGAGCACAAUCUGAACCGCUCGAACAUUGCGCUCGGCCGGAUCCGGCCCUACCCAUCGGCGGUCAAGAUGCCGACGCUUACCUGGGACCCGGAGCUGGCCUCGCUGGCCGACGCGAAUGCACGCUCCUGCAACUACGGUCACGAUCGGUGCCGGGCGACGAAGAAGUUCCCGUACGCCGGGCAAAACAUUGCCAUCACGCAGUUCUUCGGCUACCGGUUCACCGAGAAGGAUCUGAUCCACAAGUUUGUGUCGAGCUGGUGGAGCGAAUAUCUGGAUGCACGCCCCGAGCACGUGCAAAAGUAUCCAUCGUCGUACAGUGGAAAACCGAUCGGACACUUCACCCAGAUUGCCAGCGAUCGUAGCACGAAGGUAGGCUGCUCCAUGUGGUACUGGAAGGAUGGACAGAUGGAUGUGUAUUACUUCGUGUGCAACUACUCCUUUACCAACAUCAUGGAUCGUUCGGUUUACCAGUCUGGGCCAACCGCGUCGCAGUGCAAAACGGGACGGAACUCCAAAUUCCCCGGACUCUGCAACGCCAGCGAAGAGCCCCGCUCGAUUAUGGAUCCUUAGGCGAACAAGCAGUAAGAAGUUUGGCAACUUAAAAGAUCUUAGAAUUGGCUUACAAAUGUAGACAAAUCUUAGAAUAGCUCAAAGCAGAAAUUAAAUCCCUUGAUCCGUUUCAAUCCAAUAUCAACUACAAA
Molecule: messenger RNA, 1006 nt
Organism: Anopheles gambiae (African malaria mosquito)
Lineage: Eukaryota; Metazoa; Arthropoda; Insecta; Diptera; Culicidae
Product: antigen 5 like allergen Cul n 1
Exons: 3
Coding region: 93-875 (260 amino acids)
Source: RefSeq, a predicted model, not a curated record